UUGAUUGAAUUCUUGUGAUAGUAUAACAAGACGUUUGUUGAACACGAAGGCGGCUCUCAUCAAACUGGAGACCCCUUUAAACGGGUUUAAUAGACCGCCUAAAAGGGGUCGACCGGAGUUCUGGAGCCGAGGCGAUCCCAUCAAGAGAUUCCACGCAUUCUACAGGACUUCCCAAAGACUUUGCCAACAAAUACUUACCAAUGAUAUGGACUUAUUUGAUGGACAAGAGUGUGAAAAAGUUAAGAAUGGAUUGGAUUUGCUGGUCGACAGUCUUCUGGAGUUAUAUGAGAUAAUUGAGCGCCAAUUCCAGUGAUAAUUACAAAUGC
This is a messenger RNA of Oppiella nova, 326 nucleotides long. The record is from the annotation of a GenBank genome assembly. NCBI's taxonomy places the organism in Eukaryota, Metazoa, Arthropoda, Arachnida, Sarcoptiformes, Oppiidae.